Messenger RNA from Eufriesea mexicana, 3014 nucleotides. RefSeq names its product mediator complex subunit 24 (gene MED24). Gene Ontology annotation, molecular function: transcription coregulator activity. Gene Ontology annotation, cellular component: mediator complex. NCBI's taxonomy places the organism in Eukaryota, Metazoa, Arthropoda, Insecta, Hymenoptera, Apidae. The record is from RefSeq and is a predicted model, not a curated record. Gene Ontology annotation, biological process: positive regulation of transcription initiation by RNA polymerase II.
AUCACUUUAUAUACAUUUGUUUUAAUGAAUGAAAACCAAAUUUUGUGACUGAGAAAAUUAAUGAUGUCGCAGAUGUUACUUAAAUAAAACAAAUUAUGUGUAAUCUCCUAACAUCAGCUAUGGAGACUAAAGUAACUAGUAAGACCAGCAGUCUUAAAGCUCUUUUACUACGAGCAUGGAGAGAACGUUGGAGUGAUUUACAAUGGGGUAUUAAUAUCAAAACAAUUUUGCCAAGGGGUGUUAGUGGAGAUGUAUAUAAUUUAGCAGACUGCAUAUUACAGCAGGCACUAGUAGGACUUGGACCAAAUCAAUUAGUACUAUCAUAUUUGAAACAUUCUUUAAGUUCUCAGUUGGUCUCUUAUGCUGCUGUGUUACAACGGAUAAGUAAAUAUGAUGCCUUUCAUAAACCCCACUGUAUCCUAAGUCUUCUAGAAUUUUUAGAAUCUAUACAAGUAGGAAUAACAUGUCGUGGUAAACCAGAGGAGGAUCUUUUGGCUGCUGCAGUAUUAUCCAUAGUACAUUGGUUAUUACAGUGUUAUUUGCACACUUUAACAAAAAUGCCACAGAAUAGUCCAUUGACACCACAACCAACAGAGCUGAUGGACAAACCUGCCAGUAUAAUGAAACAAAUGCUCAGUUCUGAUUUUCUCUGUGCUAUGAUGUAUUUAGCAAAAUACGAUGACAAAGAUUUGUAUAUAGAAGUUGUAAAGAAAUGUCAAGAGAUUGAAGCACUGUUGAAGACUAGUAAUCUAAAAUCUUCUGUUCCAAUAGAAGAUUCUCUAAAAAAAUUGUGUAAUCUAGAGGUUGACUGUCUAGCUUUGUCUCCUGAAAUGUCACAAAUGGAAUCUAUAACUCAUUGCCUGCAACCUUUAUUCGCAGUUCAAGUUUUACUAAAUCCUAGUACGGAAACGUCUGUAUUUGUUAAUCAGAUGUUGAUGGUUCAAAGGCUUAAAAAUUAUACAAACGCGAGAUUGUACUGCGAGAUAAUUCGUGCAUGUUUAAUGUGCUUGCACAAUGUUACUAGUACAUUCAAAGAAUCACAGUGGGGUGCAUUUACGUUCCUAAAAGUACCCCUUAUUUUGAAAGAGUUGCACGUGGCGCACUCAAACGGAGACGAUAAAUUGGAGUAUUCACAAGAUAUUCUAGACGCAUUUGAAUUAUUACUCCAAUUCACACCACUUCUUGAUAUAGUGGAUACUGCGUGUUCCUGCAAUAGCGUGGAGUGUUUGUUAAAUGCAUUGCAAAAAGUAAAUUUAGUCACAGAAAAGCAGACAAAACAAUUAAGCGGCAGAAGAGAAGGUGUUAUUGCAACGUUACAAAAAUUAGAAUCUUCCACGUCCACACCUUCUAUUCCUAAAGUAAUCGUACGAGCAGAGCCAACUUUAUCUGGAAUAUUGAAAACUCUCAACGCAGAUUACACCAAGAUUCACGAGGCGCUACUUAGCAUGUUAUAUCAGGUUCUGACGGAAGAGUGCAGCAAGCAAAUUAGUGAACCUGUUCCACCAAAGACUGCAGCAACAAGGGCAAUGUUGUUUGAUAUAUCGUUUCUCAUGUUGUGUUCUAUAGUGCAAACUUAUGGAUCUGAUGCCGUUUUAGAAGAAGGGGAAGGAGACUCAUUUUUCGAGCAGUGGGUGCGAGAAUGCAUGCCUGAACGAAAUCAACCAAAAUCACCUCAAAAAAUGUUGCAAAACAUUGAUCCUACUAGGGUAGAUGCAUUGUUAGCACAAAUCAAUUCUCCAGAUCCUGAUCUGAAAUCUAGUAAUAUUAAGUGGCAUAUCGCGUGUCAAUCAGCGAUGGGGGCUGUAAAAGAGCUUCUGUGUGCAUGGGAAAGCGAUGUACUUGGAGCUAGCGAUGUUAAGAGAGCUUUGGAUGGUUUACGUGCAACUGCCUGUUGUUUACCGGUUUGCGCGGCAGCUUGGCUGUGUGCAUAUAUGAGUAUUACUCAUCAAGAUGCUCUUCUGAAACCACUGAACAUGGUUCAACAUUUUUUGACACCACUUCCUGGGGACGAAAUGCAAGAUAAUCUUAAGGAACGAUCAAGUUUAAUGUCUCAAAUCAUUCGCAAAAUGCAGUAUGAUGUUCAUCCUCCUACUCAAUCAAAAACGAAGGUGCUUUCGAUGUCUCAUAGUAUUAUAUCGAGACAACCUAUAUUGGAACAGUUAGAAACAGUAUGGGGAAACAUAAAUCAGCGAGGAUGGAUAAAUAUUCAAGCGACGCAAUCUUUGGAGUCUUUAUUAAAUACCGGUGGUUCUUUGUGGUUUGUGACGAAUAUAGUAAAGGAAGUCUUGAAAUAUCGUUAUCAGGAGGAAUUGGACCAAGCAGUAGAUUUAGCCUUUGCCAUUUUUCAUCUCGACAUCGAAAAUUGUACCUUAGAUCUCAUCAACCAUAUCAUUCCACAAUAUUUAUAUAACUCAUUACAAAGCGAAGAACUCGUUGAACCACAAUCUUCAGUGCUAGCGAAGUUGUGCGUGUACUGUAUAUUUUCUACGUUAGAAUACAACAAUUCGAAUCCUUGUCGUGGGAACAGUAGGAAACGAGUACGUCGAGAUCUAGAUGCGGAGGAACUCGAUGCCCUUGGUGUAUCAGCAAAUAAAAUUCUACGGUUAAAUGAGGCCGGGGAUUCCAAUCCUAUAUUUGGCUCACAGAGUCCGCAAGCUCAAGGAUCUACCAAUGGACAGAAAUCGGUUGUGUUGAGAGAUCCUCUCUUGUCAGCAUUAAAUGGAUUGUUCACGAUAUUUACAUUUCUAGCUGGCAGAGAUGGCGAAGUGUCCCAACAGACCCAUUUUAUACUUCAGUUUCUACGUUUGAUGGUGCAAUGCGGUAAAGAUAGAACUCGCAUUGUGUUACAGGGAAUGCCGCAAACAUUGGUACCUUGCCUUUUGAAAGCGUUGCCCGAAUUGUUUACGACUGAUAUUCUGUUAAGAUUUUACGAUAUUCAGAUAGCAGGUGGACGAAAAGCAACGGCACGUGAUUUGUGCAUGCUAAGAAAUAUCAAUCUAAAAUCCUCGAAGUAA